Molecule: messenger RNA, 11116 nt
Organism: Cavia porcellus (domestic guinea pig)
Lineage: Eukaryota; Metazoa; Chordata; Mammalia; Rodentia; Caviidae
Gene: Kcnb1
Product: potassium voltage-gated channel subfamily B member 1
Exons: 3
Coding region: 299-2866 (855 amino acids)
Biological process (GO): potassium ion transmembrane transport; protein homooligomerization; action potential
Cellular component (GO): voltage-gated potassium channel complex; dendrite membrane; postsynaptic membrane
Molecular function (GO): protein binding; delayed rectifier potassium channel activity
Source: RefSeq, a predicted model, not a curated record
CCGCCCGCCCGCCCGGCCGCUGUAGGCCCGGCCCAGCCCGGCCCCGGGACGCCGCUGCCCGCGGGCGGGGGCACCGGGGCGGGCGGCCGCGGCGAUGCGCAGCCGCUGGCCCCGGCAGGCGGCCGCCCUGGGGCCGUCGGGAUGGAGGUGAGAAGGCGGCCGUGACGCACGAACGCGCGAACCCCUGCACCCCAGCGGCGCACGGCGCUCCCUGCCCCCCUCCCCGGCGGCAGCCGGCCUCGCCGUCGAGUGACAGCGGCCUGGGGGGGCAGGGGGGGCGGGGGCGGCCGGACCAGCGAUGCCGGCGGGCAUGACGAAGCAUGGCUCCCGCUCCACCAGCUCGCUGCCGCCCGAGCCCAUGGAGAUCGUGCGCAGCAAGGCGUGCUCGCGGCGCGUGCGCCUCAACGUGGGGGGCCUGGCGCACGAGGUGCUGUGGCGCACCCUGGACCGCCUGCCCCGCACGCGGCUCGGCAAGCUCCGCGACUGCAACACGCACGACUCGCUGCUCGAGGUGUGCGACGACUACAGCCUCGACGACAACGAGUACUUCUUCGACCGCCACCCGGGCGCCUUCACCUCCAUCCUCAACUUCUACCGCACCGGCCGGCUGCACAUGAUGGAGGAGAUGUGCGCGCUCAGCUUCAGCCAGGAGCUCGACUACUGGGGCAUCGACGAGAUCUACCUGGAGUCCUGCUGCCAGGCGCGCUACCACCAGAAGAAGGAGCAGAUGAACGAGGAGCUCAAGCGCGAGGCCGAGACGCUGCGGGAGCGCGAGGGCGAGGAGUUCGACAACACGUGCUGCGCCGAGAAGCGGAAGAAGCUCUGGGACCUGCUGGAGAAGCCCAACUCCUCGGUGGCCGCCAAGAUCCUGGCCAUCAUUUCCAUUAUGUUCAUCGUCCUCUCCACCAUUGCCCUGUCACUCAACACGCUGCCUGAGCUGCAGAGCCUUGAUGAGUUUGGCCAGAACACAGACAACCCGCAGCUGGCCCACGUGGAGGCCGUGUGCAUCGCGUGGUUCACCAUGGAGUACCUGCUGCGAUUCCUCUCCUCGCCCAAGAAAUGGAAGUUCUUCAAGGGCCCACUCAACGCCAUCGACUUGCUGGCCAUCCUGCCAUACUACGUCACCAUCUUCCUCACCGAAUCCAACAAGAGCGUGCUGCAGUUCCAGAACGUCCGGCGAGUGGUCCAGAUCUUCCGUAUCAUGCGUAUCCUGCGCAUCCUCAAGCUCGCGCGCCACUCCACCGGCCUCCAGUCCUUGGGUUUCACUCUGCGCAGGAGCUACAAUGAGCUGGGCUUGCUCAUCCUCUUCCUUGCCAUGGGCAUCAUGAUCUUCUCUAGCCUUGUCUUUUUUGCAGAAAAGGAUGAGGAUGACACCAAGUUUAAAAGCAUCCCAGCCUCUUUCUGGUGGGCCACCAUCACCAUGACGACAGUUGGGUAUGGAGACAUCUACCCCAAAACGCUCCUGGGGAAAAUUGUUGGUGGUCUCUGCUGCAUUGCCGGAGUCCUGGUGAUUGCUCUUCCCAUCCCUAUCAUUGUCAAUAACUUCUCUGAGUUCUACAAGGAGCAGAAGAGGCAAGAGAAAGCGAUUAAGCGAAGAGAGGCCCUGGAGAGAGCCAAGAGGAAUGGCAGCAUUGUCUCCAUGAACAUGAAGGAUGCUUUUGCGCGGAGCAUUGAGAUGAUGGACAUCGUGGUUGAGAAAAAUGGAGAAAACACAGGUAAGAAGGAUAAAGUCCAAGAUAACCAUUUGUCUCCCAAUAAAUGGAAAUGGACGAAGAGGACACUGUCCGAAACUAGCUCAAGUAAGUCCUUUGAAACCAAGGAGCAGGGAUCCCCUGAAAAAGCCAGAUCAUCGUCCAGUCCGCAGCAUCUGAAUGUCCAGCAGUUGGAAGACAUGUACAAUAAAAUGGCCAAGACCCAGUCCCAGCCCAUCCUCACUAGCAAGGAUUCAGCAACACAGAGCAAACCAAAGGAGGAACUUGAAAUGGAGAGCAUUCCCAGCCCCGUAGCCCCGCUGCCCACUCGCACAGAAGGGGUCAUUGAUAUGCGGAGCAUGUCCAGCAUCGAUAGCUUCAUUAGCUGUGCCACAGACUUCCCUGAAGCCACCAAAUUCUCCCAUAGCCCUUUGGCAUCACUCCCCAGCAAGCCUGGGGGCAGCACAGUUCCUGAGGUGGGCUGGCCGGGGGCUCUGGGUGCCAGCGGCGGUCGGCUAGUAGAGGCCAACCCCGACCCCAGCCACCACUCCAGUUUCAUUGAGAGCCCCAAGAGCUCCAUGAAGACCAACAACCCCUUGAAGCUCCGAGCACUGAAAGUCAACUUCAUGGAGGGCGACCCCAGCCCGCUGCUCCCGGUCCUGGGAAUGUAUCACGACCCCCUUAGGAACAGAGGGGGCGCUGCGGCUGCUGUGGCCGGACUGGAGUGUGCCACGCUCUUGGACAAGCCUGUGCUGAGCCCAGAGUCCUCCAUCUAUACCACAGCAAGUGUUAGGACACCGCCCCGCUCGCCCGAGAAACACACAGCAAUAGCAUUCAACUUCGAGGCAGGUGUCCACCAGUACAUCGACGCAGACACGGACGAUGAGGGGCAGCUGCUCUACAGUGUGGACUCCAGCCCUCCCAGGAGUGUCCGGGGGAGCACCAGCCCCAAGUUCAGCAUCGGCCCUAGAUCAGAGAAGAACCACUUUGAAAGCUCCCCCUUACCCACCUCCCCCAAGUUCUUAAAGCAGAACUGUAUUUAUGCCACCGAGGCAUUGACUGGAAAAGGCCCCAGUGGUCAGGAAAAGUGCAAACUCGAGAACCACAUCUCUCCCGACGUCCGAGUGUUGCCUGGGGGAGGAGCCCACGGGAGCACUCGGGAUCAGAGCAUCUGAACUCCCUACCACAAAGGGGACACUUGUGGGCAAGAUCCAAGGAGGACAGCUGUCCAGCUUACCUGCCACAGAGCUUUUCUUCAUGAACUCACACAGAAAAGCUCUUCCAAGCUCCCAGGGAGCUCACGGAAGUCCCCUAAGACCUGGAAAGCCACACAGGUCCAUCAGCAUGAAGUUGGCCAAGCCAUGGGGACAGUGCCUCCUUGUAAUAAUUCUACUGCCCUCUUUGGGAGAUGACACAAGCAGAGCUCACAGCCACCACGACCACCAUUCUAGCCCUCACUGAGGCCACCUGCUCCCCAUCCUUCUCUCGUGGCUCUGUCACGGCCUCUGAGGGCCACGUGUCCAUCCCUUCUGGCUCCAGCUGAAGAAGGAUGCCGGAACAAGUGGCUGGUAUUGAAGAAUGCAUUGACCAAUUUUGGUAUUCAGUGUCGCCUGGCCACCCCUAGGAAAACCUGUCCAUCACCUCCUGGAUCCCCUGUUAGAAGGCCUCAGGGCAUCCUGAGGAAAUCGCGCCAUAAGCCACGAUCCCAGAGCAAAACCCUUCCUCAAAUGACUUCAUUGACUUCAGUGUUCCAUAGUACCUGAGCUUUUAUUUUGAGAUACCAUCAGGGUGAGUUGCACCAUUUGUACUGGAUUCUUGUUGCCUCCUGGCAAUCUGGGAAGGGUUCAGAAGGUGGGCACACAGCCAACGGGAUGAACUCUGCAUUGCUUUAGGCUUAUAGAAAGAAAAUGAUUUCUGUACAUCACUGGGGUAGACUCAAAAGAUACCCGAGUGUCAAAUAUGCAAAAGAAAUAGCUUACUCAAAAAGACUCUGUGUUACUGAAGAACAGCAGAAAAAUCUGAUUUUCUUUUUUACCUGCAAAAAUGAAAGGAAAAAAAAAAACAAAACAAAACGCCCUCGUUAAAUGCCCCAUCCAGACUUCUGAAUACUUCCUGCCGCAGCAGGGAAAGCACCUACUACGAUAGAAAAUUUUUUUUGUUUGUUUUUGUUUUUGUUUCCUGUGGUAUUCAAGCUAAAAGAAAUUUAAUAAAAAGCACUUUAUGUUUUCAAAUAUAGGUUCUACCAGGGACAGUGUCACCAUCUUGCACUUUAAAACAAGCACUAUUUCCCGUGGGCCACCUGUUGACGCUGUGUUAGGGUGUUGUUACAGGCCCGUUUCCAGCCACGGUGGGCAUCUUCCAAGUCCGUGGGCUCCUUUCCUGCCCCUCUGGAGCUUCCCCUCACCCCCAUGGGCCAGGAGGGGUUCUUCUAAAGUCACCUGCACAGGAGACAUGCACAUCUCAGAAGGUCCCAGCGACAGUUGGGCAUUGGGUGUCUGUUCUUUCUCGUCAACCAGCCAUCGGUGUGUUUUCAGUGUCAGUCUGUCCUACAAGCUCAGCUCUCCUUCCUGCAGCCAUCAAUGCAGACAGUACAGACAAAAGCAAUAAGUAUGUGUGUGCAUCCUGAGCGGUUUCUGGUGUAUUUCUUGCUGUUGGUCUUCCUGUCCUAGUUUGGUGACCCGCUAUCUUCCUGCUUGCUUUUACUCCAGCGGCGUGGUGUUGUUGGCCGUUCCUCCGUACGGUGGCAGCGAGUUGAGCCACUGGUUAAUACAAUGUUAUUGUAUCGGUUCAUGUGUCAGCAAAGAUAAGCUGUUUUUUGUCUGCCUGUCUAUCUAGUACAGUGGAUCAAUGUUGUCCUCCGGGUACACUGUUGAUGGAUGAUGUCCCAGGUAUAAUAGUGUGAUUCUGCCUGGCUUCAACACGGUGACAGGCAUGUGUCUUCCUGGUGGAACAAAGACAUCAUGUUGGGUCACUUAUCUUUAGUGCAAUCUGUCGCUGGCCUGCCCAUUAGUACCAUGGUGUGAUCCGCCUGUCCUUACACAACUGUCACGUUGUGGUGAUGUUGCCCUUAAAAAUGUGUGCUCUCUGCUGCAUAUGGACCCAGUUUAUGGCCCUUCGCAGCCUCUCAGAAGGGUACGGUCCCGUUCUUUGCUGUGUUAAUGAAUAAAAUGCAAACUUGACUCUUUCUUGGCACUUUCACAGGACCCGCGAGCAGGUGCCAAGGGACUGAGGGGCGGGGAGAGUGAGUGCGGGCACAGGUUGGCACCCCAGGGAGGAAGCACAGAGCUUCCCAAGCCCUUUGCUGGGUGCAGAGCAAAGCUGGGGCCUCUGAGGAAUGACCGUGGGACAGUUCCCUGCUGGCCAUCUUCUGUGUCUCUGUUUUCAUCACCAUUUCUGUCCAUCAGCACAAAUGUGAAAAUUCAGGGAAAACAAAUGCUUUUUGAUAAAAGUAAAUAGUUGUGAUUUCCGAUUCAAAUAUUUUUAGAGCUGAUGCUAUCUGUAAAAAUUAAUAAUAAUAAUAAUAUAGUCUAUUUUACAUAUCAGGAAAGUGAACAUGUUUCAAUAUAGCCAUAUAGAGUGAGAAGGAACUCACCACCCCUUCUUCAAAUCAAGGCAUUUUGUUGUUGGUUAAAGCGGAUGAGAAGUGUACAGGUUGGAAAUUACUUCCUCUUUCUUUCUUUCUUUCUUUUUUUUUUUAAUGAAUAACCAAUUGGUGCAACUCUCCUUGUAACCAAAGGCCCUUUAUGCCUUCUGUCAUGUAGGACCUGGCCCUUCUUUCCUCCUGUGUUUUGUCUGACCUAAAGUAGCAUUUUAUCGAGUCACUUUUGAAGGACGAAUUCAGAAGUAUCAUUAAGAACCUACCUUUUCAGGCUUCAUAGCCAGAGUCCUAUAGAGUUCUUAUAGAAACAGAAUCAUUGAAAAUCAGCAUAUACUAUGCUUAGAAAGUAUUCCGUUUUGGUUUGGGUUUGGUUUUUUCUUUUACUUGUAUGUGUAUGUAUUGCAGGAAUAUAGCUUUUACCCUGCCCUCGACUCAAAAUAGCCCAUUGUACUAUUUCCCAGCAUCCCCCACACCCACCAAAAAGGAACACGCCCCAAUUUAUAAUGUGCAUUCACCCAGCCUGCACCCAUGUACAGGCAUCUAAUGCACUGGGAAAUCUACCUAAGGUCUCCACUGAGACGCGGACCUUCAUAGCUGAUCUUGGUAGAGAAGAAAACUGUGUUUGGAGGCAAAGACUGCUUUAGCUAACAUUUGCACCCAUUGCUGGACCAGCCAGAGCAAACAGAAACAGAUCGACCCACAUAAAAAGAAAAUGAGGGGCUGGGGUGGGCAGACGCCUGGUCCCUUUGGCUAAUACACUGAAACUCGUCACAAACUUGCGUUCCAACUUCCCCCACUCUUGGAAAGGGCUAGGGACCAGGUGGCUGCGUGUCCCCACUCACAUGGGACAGUCUGGCCAGCGGGAAGGGAAGUAGCCACAGCGUGAAGAUCCAGUUCAUCCACCAUUCUGUCUUUGGGUGAAAGGAAACAACUGGUCUUCGGUGCAGUAGAUUUCUCAGUGCCUUCUUUAGGAAUUUUAUCUUAAGCACACUUGAAGGGAAAAAAAAAAGGAGAGAACAUUCAUUCCCACGAAGUCCCAUAAAAGAUCAGGAACCAAGAACAAGAAGAAGAAGAGAAAACAACAAAAUCCUGCGGUGGCUGUCUCCUCCCCACCUGCUCGGCUUGCCCCGAUAACUGCUGGCGAUACACUCUUCAGACUGUUUCCUGAACCUCUCUCCUCCGCCACGGCUCGGUAGCGGUAGCCUGGUCUCUGCCCUUGCUCCUGAUAAGAUCCAUGUUUAGUGGGGGGACAAUAUUCUCUUCUGUGAAACUGCAAUGUAUUGUUGAUAUUUGUAACUAUUGUAUACUUCUGUCCUGCUCCAGUCAUAGCUGAAUGUCUACUCCGUGAGUAAGGGGACAUUUAAAAUUCACCAUGGACAAGGGUCACUAAAGCCAGGUCUCUCUCUCUCUCUCUCUCUCUCUCUCUUUUACUUCUCUAGCAACUUGUUUCAAGUAAGAUAAUCCCAGGCUCUUCAGCCUUAAGUCAAGUAAAUUUGAAUCAAAGAAGGACACAAUAAAAAGCUCCAGGACCUAUGCCUUUGGGGACAUGUUUUUCUGUAGCCUUGAAGUUGCCAGGAGAAAGGAGGAGGCUUCUCAGAGUCCGCAGCAGGACCAUGAAACGCUUCCAGCCCCAAGAGGGCGUUUCCUUGUCUACCACCGCUUCUAUGAUAAAACCCAAAUGCUUUCAUGUCACCCAGCCAGGGCCACCCGAACCAGCCCUGGCCGCACACAGAAAGAAAUAAGUGUUACCUCUGUGUUUUGUUGCCAUUUUCCUGGCUCUAAAAGUAUUUGAUGUGUGACUACAUCAUAGGAGGCCCACACAUCUCAGAGUAGUCUAUUUUUCUGUUCAGAUAAAAUUUAUAUAUGUGUGUGUGUGUGUUUUUAGCAAAUUUAUAAUAGGGCAUUUGAGUCUAAUUUCUUCUUUUAUGAUACAGAGUACUAUCUUAGGAGUUUUAUUGUUGGUCAGUAUCAUAGUUGAUAUUUUCUGGUCUUUUUCAUUUCUUCCAUAGUCCCUUUGGAUUUUUCUUGUUUUUGUUUUGGUUUUUGAUUUUUUCGGUUUUUGGGUUUUUUGAGUGAUUUUCAGGAGGCAGGGAGACUUUGGGGCUUGACUUCGGCGUAGGGAUUUCCUGGCACUAAGAAAUGUCUGCUCUUUCCUCAUCCGGUCUGUGUUUCUCUUCCACGUUGUUCCUAAGAGUCUGGGCAGGAGUGAGACAGGAAAGCUGGCCUCAGAAUCAGGAUGGGACGCAGGCUGCCUGAGCUCCUGCCCCACACCUUCCAGAGAUCUGCAGGUUUCUCAUCCCCAGACAUCCUGGAGUCAAAAGCCUCAUGCCCAAACCUGCUGCAGGCGUCUCUGAGAUCUAGAACCCUCCCAAGUCCCUGUUAGCCCAACUGUCCUGACACCCUCCACCCCCCACCCCUCUCCCGCCAACCGUACCUAAAGGGCAGAGCGUGCUCGGGUCCUUGCAGACCUCGGAAGAACAUGCUUCUCAUCAGUUCCUCAGUUCAACCCAUUCCUAGCAGCCUCACGGAAAGAGCAGCCAGGUGCCCUUGUAGCCAACACAGAAGCGAUGUUCUCGGAACCUGCUCUCUCCUCCCCUUUCCUUUCCAACUGCUGGCUCCGUGAGAUUUCUUGCAAAGACAGCGAUACUUUUCCAGUUUUCAUCUCUCCAAGCCUUGAAGUUUUUGGUCUUUCCUGAUAAUUAAUUUCACAAGGCGGUAUCCAGCCUCCUCGAGGCUGAAGACGUCUCACUGAGCAGGACUUCAAGGGGAAGUGAUCUCCAUUCAUCAACCCUGGGUUGAUACCGAAGGGCCAGGGGAUCUCCAGCCCGCAUUCAUCCAGGCUUUGAUCUUCACUUGCCGCCCUGUCAGCUCUGGGUCUGCCCAGUGUCAGAGAUGUGAGCCAAACCAGGACCCCCAGACAGCAGUGAACCAUCCUUGCCAGAUCAAUCCCGACAGGAAGCCAACCCAAGUGCAUCUUAUUAUUCUGAAUGAUGACCCUGGCAGUUGUCCCAUCCCCCAGUUCCUCGUGGUCUGGUUUAAACCAGACCCAACCAAAACAGACAUUUAAAAAGCAAAACAAAACUUUUACCUAAGAAUAGUAAAACCAACAAAUUUCCUCCCAGUAGUUUUCCAGGUUCAAUGUCCAGAUAAGCAAACACCUCUGCCUGUGGGUGUCCUCAGUAAGCAAAAGGCCUGGGUUUGGAGCAUCAAAUUGGAAUAGGCUGGUAAUCGAGCAAACCCAGCUCCUCACUUCUAAUCCUAACUUUAUUUCUAAAUCUAUUUAAAUGUAUUUUUAAUGUGUUUUAGAUCUACAGCCUGGCCAGGAUGGGGCAGAGUAGAGCAGGUGACCUAGGAUGGCUGCACACACACAGGUCCCUGAUGUUUUCUCUCGUGUGACAGGGACAAGGAGGUUGAUUUCAGCUCCAAUUAAGGAAGUCCACCUAAUAGGCUAGGGGUCUCCUAGGAAGCCCAGGGCCAUGGAAGGUAAUGAGCUUGCAUCCCUUCCCACGUGUAUUUAAAGAGAACCUGGUUGAUAUGCAAAGUGGGUAUUGCAAAGUGUUCCUAGCCUUGCAUGGAAACUGGGCUCCAGAUUGAAGGACAUUCCCUCUGCUUCCUGGUGCAUGCGUGUGCCUGUAUGUGUGUGUGUAUGUGUGUAGCUUGUACAUUCUGAACACAGGCUCAAGGCGAGGAUAAAGCACAGUUAGCAGGAGCUCAGGUUCUAGGGUUUGGAGCUGUCUCAGGGGGAUGCCAAAGCAGGAAGGUGGCAGCAGGGCACCCUGCCUCUGUCCUCCCUGCCUCACACCCUGUCAGUCACCCCACCCAAUCCCAGUGGCCUAACAGGGACCACACUGGGAUGGGACACAGCUUCCCUUCCCCAGGCCAGCCAAGGAGCCAUCCACAAAGUCCCCACCUCCGGCAGGCCGUCUCACGGUGCUUUAGCCCUUCUGCCCAGGCACUGUGCCCGCAUAGAGGUGCAGUGAUCUUUUACCCACUAGCAGCCACCCACUGCCCAGCAAUCACAAAUGGCACCAUUCCAAAGGGCUCCCCCACCCCCAAUAAGUAAAACAGGAUUCAUGCAGGACCUUCAAAAAUCUCCGCCUACAGUGUAAACUCAGAAAGGCAAAAGGAAAGGCAGCCACAAUCAGCUUUACAGCAAAACAAGGCUUUAGCUGCCUGCAAGCAGAAUGCUUGGUCCCACCCCCAGCUCCCGUAUCUCUUCCCAUCAGGCCUGGCUCCUGCUUUCUCUGAGCAGGGUGUUUGGCGUGGGAGUUCAUUUGUGUAUAGCGAUUUUAGAGGAGGUGGGACUUGAGCAUCAGGGUGAGCCCAAGUCCAGGUGGUCUUAGGUUUGACACAAGGUGAGGCCAGUGAGACUGGAUGGGCAGAAUGGGCAACUGCCUUCCUCCAAAACCAAAUAAAACAAAAACCAGUUUCCAAAGUCACACUCCAUGGAAGCAAGGUCCUACAGAAACUGCUCAAGAUGUAAGACUACUGUGUCAGGACAGUUAGCGAAGAUGCAGGAAACUCCCAAUUUUGUCCCACGUGGAUGUGCUCCGGUCUCACAGGGAUGGCCAGUCACUUCCUGCCCCCUGGGAUAAGCUGGGCUGAAAUAGAGCUGGGUGUGGCAUUAGGUAAGCUGGCAGCUGGCUCCUUUCUCUCCAGGUCUACCUUGACUUCGGUCCAAGGGCAAGGCUGGGAGCCCCAUUUUCUGUAUCAGGAACUCAGGGUUAUCUGCCAGCAUGUGCCCUCGGCACGCGGUGGUCUUCCCACCUGUGUUGGGUUAAGUGAGUGAACGUGGGAAUGCCUGAUGGGUGAAUGCGUGUGGGGCACGGGGAAGUGAGCUGCUGGUUCUUCCUGGGCUGUCUGUGUUGCUAACUGGGGAGGAAGGAGAAAUGGGAGACACCCGCCUUCACUGAAGACCAUAAAUACCCCACCAAUGCCGCCUGUUCUUGGACACAAUUUGGGAUCACAGUGACAUCCAAAUUUGAGCUUUGUAGGUCCCCAACCUGAUAAGGGUCACGGCCCUCUCGGAGCCUCCCCUGCAGGAGGCUGCAGGGGCAGCAGCCUCAGCCCCCCUUUCCUGCCUGGCAGUUGAAGCCUUAUGUUGUAGCUUAGCUCACACGGUCCGUGGGAGACCACACAGUGGUUUUUCCAAUGGGCUGAGCCAAGGGUCCAGAGUGGAGGUUUCCCUUGGUCUGGGAUUUGCUGGUGUGGGAAUGUGGGCACAUCUGGAACUGGAGUGCAUUCCCUGAGCCGUGGAGUCAGUUGCAUGAGAGGGCUUGCCUGUCCUUCUGCUGUUAGAGCCAAUGGUCUCCAUUUUUCUGAGCCCUGAAGCCCUCCGUGACAACAUAAGUCCCAAUGGCAUCAGCUAAGACCCUCUGUCCCUCCCAGGAACCUGUGGUGUGAGGUUGGGGCUCUUCUGCCAGCAAAGCCAUUCUGAUCACCCCACUCAUGAUGGGGACCAAGCCAACCACAUUAGCCAUAAACGACCAAUGUCCUCAGCCACUCUUUUCUCGGGUUUGUGGGUCCUAUUCAUUUUUCAUCCAUUGACGUCCUCUAGUCCUUCCUGUAAUGGUGAAAAUAAGCAUUGGGCGUGCAUGCGCUCAUACACACACACACACACACACACACACACACACACACAAACACACAGAAACCAAACAAAAAUCCCAGUGUCUUUUUAUGCAUGUAGUGAGAUGAAAUUGUGAUCCUUGUGUGACCUCCAGCUGCUGUCCUGUCUUGUAAAAUAUGUCCAAAUGUUUAAGAAUUUCCAAGCAAAUGGUCCCUUAAUGAAGUCUGCAGAGUUCAAUAAAAGGUGUGGAGAAAACAA